Mollisia scopiformis is the source of this 1548-nucleotide messenger RNA. RefSeq lists its product as uncharacterized. The record is from RefSeq and is a predicted model, not a curated record. Lineage: Eukaryota; Fungi; Ascomycota; Leotiomycetes; Helotiales; Mollisiaceae. Bases 1 to 1548 code for a protein of 515 amino acids. The transcript has a single exon.
AUGAAAGCUUCAAGGGAAGCCAAAUGUGUGGUCUCGACUCUGCCAAUCGCUGGGAGAUCUCUCGAACUAGAGACAACACAGUCCGUGCCAAACAAUAAAGGACACAACGUCGUCUGGCAGCCCGAUUCCGAACUUUCAAACAUCAAUGUCCCCAGAUACGGAGAACUAGACGGAAAUUCCCAGGAGGAAUUUAGAGAAGCACUCGCAUCAAUCAGCGAUCUAGGAUGUCUUUCAGAGGCAACAUUGGAAAGUGUUGUGAGCCGGCUGGACAAAGAGGAAGGUGAUAUUGUGCUAGAGAUAGCUCAUGCGGCCCGUCGAGCAAGGUUAUCUUCUAAUCUCCGGGAACACACGAUCCUCCCAGAAGAGGAACCACAUGACGAUGAAGGCGUGUACAUGGAAGAAAUCCCGUUCUGUUCACCGCCCAGCAAGUCGGAAGAUGAGACGGAAACCGCACUACAACGCACAACAUACAAAUCUCUCCUCUUCUGCAUCGACAGACACAUCGACUUUGCUGUUGUAUGUACUUAUUGUCAGGCUCUACACACAGGGCACACGACUGAGCUUCAAUGUCCGACAGUAAGACAACUCAGUAGAUCCUCCACGAAGACCAGCACGCCCAGUUGCUCUCAGACCCGAUGGCCACGAGUACCAAAAUAUGACAUAUUCCCUCGUCCGAUGAACUUCUCUAAACUCCAGCUGGCCAUGAAGCUUUACCGCAACCAGGAUUUUUCACAGUUCUCAGCGAUCACAAUCUCCUUUGGAAGACGGAAAAAUAAGAACCAAGGGCCAAAAUUCUUUUGGGGAGGCUAUGGAGUUGAUGCAAGUUUCUCAGUCUCUAAAUCUUCUCCUUCGUUUGGGUCUACCAAAGGGGAAGAAAGGAUCAUGUACCGCACUCAAUUUUCUUGGUUUCUCCUAGAAAAACAUCGAAACGACGCUGAAGUGCUUCGGCUCAUUGAGGAAGAGAUGCGCAAUUUGAAUUCAGGCAAUAGCGCUUUGGCAGUCAGGAGUCUUUGCUCGCAUGUUUCUGGAACAUUUUGGAGUUUUGAGAAUCCAAAACAGUGGACUGGAGUGAGGAGGUGUAAGCUCUGUGCACUGGAAUGGGAAGUUUGCCUUGGGGAAGUCUCUUCACAAAAGCUGGAAGAAAACACGACGGAUGUUACCAGGAAAGAAACGGAGACGAAGAAGAAAAAUAAGGGACUAUUGGUCGUCCUUACUUGCUGGAGAGAUUUCGGAAUGUGCAAAAGCAUCGAUGAUCCAAGAUGGAUGGCACAUUUUGCCACCGAAUAUAGCCAUCACGAGUUGAGCGACACUGAGAUAACAAAGGACAAUUCUUGGGAUAACACGGAUCUCGAAGAGCCAGCCCAGAAUUGGGAACUUGGGGGAAUCAAAAAGGCUUUUGAGGGCAUUGAUGAGUAUCCUGGUCAAGGUGAUGAUGGAGAAGGGGAUUUGAAGUGGCGGCUGGAAGAAAAGCAAGGGAAGGCGCUGAAGCUCCUUGUGGCGGCGUGGAAAGGGGUGACUAGUACUGCGUUGAGUGUGAGGUUUCAAUGA